CCUGAAGAUAAGUAAACUAAUAGAUAAACUAUGCCUGGUGUUUAGUUUUAAUCAUUAUUAUUCUGUCUGAAAUGCGUUAAAAGUAGCAAUUUAUAGUUUUUUUUACUACAGUUAAAAAUAUUAUUUAAAAUAUUAAUUAAAUUUCGCAUUAACAGAAAACAGAGUUUGAGUUGUUUGUGGUUCAUCAUGUCGAGUUUAUCUUCCUCUCUGGACUAUGCGUCGAUUCCAGCCAUCGCUCUGAACUACAGUGUGAGAAAAAAACUGGCUCUGUAUUUAAACCCAACCAACACAGUGGCAGCAGACUGGACCGAACUCGCCGAGAAAAUGGAGUGCACCUACCUGGAGAUUAAAAACUACGAGAAGAGCGAGAAUCCCACCCGGAAGCUGCUGGAGGACUGGCAGACCCGAGCAGAGGCCACCGUGGGGACACUGCUGUCCUUCCUGGAGCAGGUGGAGAGGAAAGACAUCAUCUUAGACCUGCAAGCACUUAUAGAUGACGACUGCAGGAAGUAUUUAGAGAGGCAAAAGGAGCUUCCUGUUCAGGUGCCCGAGGUGGACAGCAGGCUCCAGGAUCGAGGCAUCACCGUAAAUGACAGUCACAUGCCGGAGAUGUUUGACGCCUUUAUUUGCUACUGCCAGAGCGACUUCCAGUUUGUCCAUGAGAUGAUCAGACAGCUGGAGCAGACCGAGUACAAUCUGAAGCUGUGUGUGUUUGACCGAGACGUCCUGCCCGGGACGUGCGUCUGGACCAUCACGAGCGAGCUCAUCGAGAAAAGGUGCAAGAGGAUGGUGGUCGUCAUUUCUGAUGAUUACUUGGACAGCGAUGCUUGUGACUUCCAGACUAAAUUUGCCCUCAGCCUCUGCCCAGGGGCACGGACCAAACGGCUGAUUCCUGUGGUUUACAAGUCCAUGAAGAAGCCAUUUCCCAGCAUCCUGCGCUUCCUGACAGUGUGUGACUACACCAGGCCGUGCACACAGUCCUGGUUCUGGGUUCGACUGGCCAAAGCCUUGUCCCUGUCCUGAACACGGGACGUCCAGCUCGCUGACUGCCACAACUGUUUAACUGUUGCCGCCCUGCUAUCCUUUAUAUCCUGAACAUUUCUGGCUACAGUUAUUACCACAGUAAUAAUGCGUUUUCAUUUUCAAUCCUGAUUCAUUUGCUGCAAAAGUCUCAGCUGUUACCGAAUUGCUGCCUUAGUUUAGUUAUUGAAGUAAAACACUGUGUACGUUAUUACAUUAAACAAUGCAUUUUAAAUAAAAAAAUAAUAAUUACAAGAACAGGAAUUGGGGAGGAGGGACUUCACACUUUUCCUUAAGCCACGCCUACUUGCGUUUUUAAUUUUAAAUACAAAUUCAGAUACGAUUAUUUGGAGCACAAAACACCACAUAGUGGUCAAAAGUAUGUGGACACCUGACCAUCCCAUUCCCAAACUAUGUGCAUUAAUAUGGAGUUUUAUGUAUGUUUUAAUUUGUUUAUAUUACAUGCAUACAUUGAGUGCAAUGUUUAUUUUUUUUUAUUUGUUACCAUCAGUUCCUAACUUGACUUUAGGGAAUAAUUUCAGAAAAAUAGCUUCUCGUACAUUCUACAGAUAUAGAUGAUAUAUUUUUAUGGUAUAUUUAAACUUCAAAUGUCAUUCAGCUGAAACAUUUAUAGACAGUUUUAUGAGCGCUUUUUUUUUUUUUUUUUUUACAUCAGGAAGAAUGUGAGAUUUUCUGAAAAAUACCAGAUUACAGAGUAACAUCAUCCAACAUCCUUUCCACAGAAGGAGUGUAAAAUUAUGUAAAAGUUUUCUAGCAGUAAAUAACAGGAGAAAUGAUGCUUCGUCAAGAAAGUACAGAUUUAUGGUUUAAGCAGUAUUUAUAAGAAUCUGUCUGAUUUCAGAGCAGCAUUUUUUUGCAUUUCGUACAGCUUUAGCUUUUUUUUUUUUGAAUAGUUAUACAUACAUCAUAUGCACUUGAUUUGUACCAGGCACAGAAAACUGUAAUCCUUACUGAAAUUCAUUUCACUCUUAAGAUAUUCUAUUAGUGUGUAGAAAAUAUAUAAGAAAUAGAAUGAUUUUUUUUCUUCUGUCCUUCAAGCGCUUGCUUUAUUGCUGAUACGAAAACGUCGUAAUUAUCAGUGUACUCGUAUAAAACCAGAGUUUCGUCACCUUUUUUAUUUAAUCCAUCAGAAAUAUUUGAUGCCUUUUGUAUUCUGUUUACCUGGACCCUUUCUUAAUAAAAAAAAAGUGUUGUACAAACAAA
Messenger RNA from Neoarius graeffei (lesser salmon catfish), 2244 nucleotides. It is a transcript of the gene myd88, whose product is annotated as MYD88 innate immune signal transduction adaptor. Bases 187 to 1023 code for a protein of 278 amino acids. Lineage: Eukaryota; Metazoa; Chordata; Actinopteri; Siluriformes; Ariidae. Gene Ontology annotation, cellular component: plasma membrane. Gene Ontology annotation, molecular function: TIR domain binding; Toll-like receptor binding. The transcript has 5 exons. The record is from RefSeq and is a predicted model, not a curated record. Gene Ontology annotation, biological process: defense response to Gram-positive bacterium; positive regulation of canonical NF-kappaB signal transduction; Toll signaling pathway.